Molecule: messenger RNA, 1176 nt
Organism: Acanthamoeba castellanii str. Neff
Lineage: Eukaryota; Discosea; Longamoebia; Acanthamoebidae
Exons: 3
Coding region: 1-1176 (391 amino acids)
Molecular function (GO): oxidoreductase activity, acting on a sulfur group of donors, disulfide as acceptor
Source: RefSeq, a predicted model, not a curated record
AUGUCACAGCAGAGUCCUUGCUCCCUCUUGGUCCUCCUUCUCAUAUGCCUGUUGACGGUCGAAACAGUCCAUGCAUCGGAUAGCAGAGAAGACAACUUGCUUCGAUCUUCCGCACCAUCGGCAUCUCCGCUGUGCCCAUGCCCCUGUACAACUGACAAUGAGAAGCAAGUAGAUCUGUACAUGAUGUCGAAGAGCUCGCGAGGGGCUUCCGCCGUCCUCGCCCUGGCCCCUCUCGCACGAUCGCAUGCUAAUCUCCACGUGAGCAUCGCCUACAUCGCUUCCCUCGACGAUAAUGGCACCUUCCAUUCGCUGCACGGCGAGCCCGAGGUGGUGGGCGAUGUGUGGGAACUGUGCGCCAUCGAGCACUACCAGGCCAACCUCAAGUAUCUCAACUUCCUCGUCUGCCUGAGCCAGCAGUACACCGUCAUCCCCGACAACGCCGAGAAAUGCGCCAUCGAGGCCGCCCUCGAUUUGUCGGUGAUGAAGGAAUGCGUGGAAUCCAAGGAGGGGACCUACCUCCUCAAUCGCUCCAUCCAGCUCUCCAGCGCCGAGGGCCUCAACGGCGAGGUGGAGAGCGUCAUCUUCAUCAAUGGGAAGCGCUACGCGGGACCCUUGAGCCAGAUGGCCGUCGAGGAGGCCAUCUGCGCCACCAACGCCGUGCUCGACGACGACGAGAUCUACGAGAAGUGGUGGUUCUACUUCCUCGUCGCCCUGGGCGUCGUCGGCGGCGUCGCCAUCCUCGUCGCCGGCCUGCUCACCGCCUACCGCGUCUACGUCAAGUGCAACCGCGCCUCCGACAUGUGGCUCAACAUGAUCAAGUCCAACCCCGGCAACGCCCUCGACUUCGCCGACAAGGUCCAGGACGCCAUGCACCGCUACGAGAACCACCUCGACGGCGGCGGCGGCGGCGGCUACGGCGGCCCCGGUGCUGGCGUCGGCGGCGGCAGUCGCGGCGCGGGCAGGGAGCGAGGCAUGGAGGAGGGCUACGCCGGGGCCGCGUACGUGCGGGCGGCCUACUCGGUCAACAGCGCGCAGCAGCAGCAGCAGCAGCACGUCGAGUCGUCGCCGGACGCGUUCGAGGACUCACCGGGCGGCGACGCGCACUACUACGCGGAGGAGAGCCCGCUCCUGUCGUCGCUGGGCACCACCUGGUCGAUGGGCGGCGUUCGCGAUUGA